CAGGAGGGGUAGUCAGAGCCACAGAAAGCAACAGGGACUUCUCCCACUACGUAUAAACUCAUAAAGAAGAAGAAGAGUAACCGACAAAAACUCGCUCGACUCAACUAAGAACCAGGUAUAGAUACCCGUUGGAAUCAUGAAUUACGAAAUGAUUUCAAACCAAUCCAGCCCAAUGUCACACGGAAAUUAUCAUGGUCCUAGCGACCUGCCCAUGGGGUCUGUGAAGGAGCAGACGCUAAUGUGGCAACAAAAUUCGUACAUGGGUGAUUCCGGAAUUCACUCGGGGGUUGCCACCCAGACACCCUCUCUUUCCGGCAAAGAGGAUGAAGAGAUGGAGGGAGAUCAGCUCAUGUUCGAUCUGGAUCAAGGCUUCGUUCAAGGGUUCACCCAAAAUCACGUAGAUGAAAUGAACUCUCAACUGAGCCAUACUCGAUCUCAGAGAGUGCGAGCUUCCAUGUUUCCAGAAACUCUGGAAGAAGGUAUCGAGAUUCCCUCGACACAGUUUGAUCCAGCUCAAUCAACAGCUGUUCAAAGAUUGGCAGAGCCGAGUCAGAUGCUCAAGCAUGCCGUCGUCAAUCUGAUAAACUAUCAAGACGAUGCAGAUCUCGCAACUCGAGCUAUUCCAGAAUUGAUCAAGCUGCUGAACGAUGAGGACCAGGUGGUCGUUUCGCAAGCAGCAAUGAUGGUUCACCAACUCUCGAAGAAGGAAGCCUCGCGUCAUGCUAUCAUGAACAGUUCUCAAAUGAUUGCUGCUUUGUUACGCGCUAUCUCCAACAGUGAUGAUCUUGAAUCCACGAAAGCUGCUGUGGGCACCCUGCACAACUUGUCACAUCACAGACAAGGUCUCUUAGCUAUCUUCAAGAGUUUCGGUAUCCCAGCUCUUGUGAAGUUACUUAGCUCACCCAUGGAGUCUGUUCUAUUUUAUGCCAUCACGACUCUUCACAAUCUUCUCCUUCACCAAGAAGGAUCUAAAAAUGCUGUCAGACUUGCUGGAGGUUUACAGAAGAUGGUCGUUCUCUUACGAAGAAACAAUGUUAAGUUCUUGGCUAUUGUCACUGAUUGUCUACAGAUUCUCGCAUACGGAAAUCAAGAGAGCAAGCUUAUCAUCCUCGCGUCUCAGGGACAUACAGAGUUGGUCCGCAUCAUGCGCACUUACGAUUACGAGAAGUUGCUCUGGACUACUUCCAGAGUUCUAAAAGUUUUGUCAGUCUGCUCGAGCAACAAACCUGCAAUUGUUGAGUCUGAUGGAAUGCAAGCAUUGGCAAUGCAUCUUGGUAGCCCAAGUCAAAGGCUAGUACAGAACUGUCUUUGGACGUUGAGAAAUUUGUCAGAUGCUGCUACUAAAGUGGAGGGUUUGGGAGGCUUGCUUCAAGGACUGGUUCAGGUACUUGGAUCAACUGACGUGAAUAUCAUUACUUGCGCGGCUGGCAUUCUUUCCAAUCUGACUUGCAACAAUUAUCGUAAUAAGGAAAUUGUAUGCCAAGUUGGAGGAAUCGAUGCUCUCGUGCGUACAAUUGUAAAUGCCGGAGACAGAGAAGAAAUCACAGAGCCAGCUGUCUGUGCUCUACGUCACUUGACGUCUCGUCACCAAGGAGCAGAAAUGGCUCAGAAUGCUGUGUGCUCAAAUUAUGGUAUUCAAGUUAUCGUAGAGCUUCUUCAGCCACUUUCCAGAUGGCCGUUGGUGAAGGCGGUCAUCGGAUUGAUUCGAAAUCUGGCCCUUUGUAAUGCAAACCAUGCACCACUGUGCGAACAUGGAGCGAUUCACCAUCUUUGUCGACUUCUCACGAGAGCAUAUCAAGACAUAGAGAGGCAAAGAUCAUCCGUAGCCAGUGCUGGAAGCCAAGCGACACUCGGAGCCUAUGCAGACGGAGUUCGUAUGGAUGAAAUUAUUGAAGGUACUGUCGGAGCUCUUCAUAUUCUUGCACGAGAAGCUCAUAUCCGAAGUGUCAUCCGAUCUCAAAAUGUCGUUCCUAUUUUCGUUCAGCUGUUGUUCCACGAGAUCGAAAAUAUUCAACGUGUUGCGGCUGGCGUUCUUUGUGAAUUGGCAGCGGAAAAGGAAGGCGCGGAAAUGAUCGAACAAGAAGGUGCAACUGCACCUUUGACGGAACUUUUGCAUUCGAGAAACGAAGGUGUCGCCACCUAUGCAGCAGCAGUUUUAUUCCGCAUGUCGGAAGACAAACCGCAAGAGUACAAGAAAAGACUUUCCUUGGAAUUAACCAAUUCCCUCUUCCGUGAAGACCUUAAUUUAUGGGAUGGCGGUGAUUUCGGAAUGGGUCCUGAUUUACAGGACAUUUUUGGGCCUGAUCAAGCCUAUGACGGUAUGUAUGGACAAGGGUCGCCCAGUGUCCAUAGCAGCCAUGGGGGCCGAAACUACCAACAACAAGGUUAUGACCAGAUACCAGUAAAUUCAAUGCAAGAAUUGGAAUUAGGCGGGGGCUCACCUUAUGGCCAAAUGGACACAAUGGAGGUGGCCCAAGGCGAGAUUAGCUUCGAUAAUCUCGAACAGCUUCCUGCGCCACCCCAAGAUAACAACCAGGUGGCCGCCUGGUACGACACAGAUCUCUAAAAAAUUCAUGAUGAUUUAUACGGACUGCCCAAUUGACCACGGCCUACCUGCUGAAUUAUACCCGAUAUUUAAUCGUACAUUUUGAAUAUAAUGUUCCUAAAUUACUAAUUGCAAAAUAAAAAAAUUUAGGUUUCGAAUUUUAUUCAGCUGCAUGAGGGGAAGUUAAGUAGUCGCCAGGAUUAUUCAGAAAAUAACUUUGUGUUACAAGACUUUGAUGAUGGACAAUGACAAUGAUGGAAUAAAUGUACAUAUUGUUACAUAUGAUAGAAAUACUAUAUUUUAAAUCAAUUUAUGAGUAUAUAACUUUUUUAUUAUAGACAAAUGACGUAUUUACUAGUUACUUAUUGAUUAACGACUGAAUUUCACUAUAUGCUGCGAUAAUGAUUUAGGCUAAUAUUCUUUAAAGUAAAUAUGAUUAGUUAUUAUUUUUAUAUUCAUUCGUAUUACUAAACAUUUUAAGAGGAGUCUUCUAUACUAUUAAUCUUAAUCAAAUAUUAAUCUAUUUAAGGCACGAAUUAAGUAAUCACGUAAGAUAAUUUAAGUAUAUGUAAGCGAUUGUGCAUAGCUUAUAGUAUUAUCGAUUUUAUAUCUUAAGUUUUAUAGAAUUUAGUUUUAUAUUUUUCAUAUGAGAUUAUGCAUUAGGAUAGUUCUUUAUUCUUUGAGGCUUGGGCCUGAAGAACCUACACCAAACACUCG
Molecule: messenger RNA, 3262 nt
Organism: Belonocnema kinseyi
Lineage: Eukaryota; Metazoa; Arthropoda; Insecta; Hymenoptera; Cynipidae
Product: armadillo segment polarity protein-like
Exons: 10
Coding region: 137-2566 (809 amino acids)
Biological process (GO): positive regulation of transcription by RNA polymerase II; cell adhesion
Cellular component (GO): adherens junction; catenin complex
Molecular function (GO): protein phosphatase binding; transcription coactivator activity; cadherin binding
Source: RefSeq, a predicted model, not a curated record